Messenger RNA from Adineta steineri, 420 nucleotides. The record is from the annotation of a GenBank genome assembly. Lineage: Eukaryota; Metazoa; Rotifera; Eurotatoria; Adinetida; Adinetidae.
AUGUCACCAUCACCACCGGUACCACGUAAAAGACAAAUUGAAACAAAUCAACAAAAAUUAUCAUCUUUGAUUACAAGUUCAGUUGAUCAAGAAUCAUCAUUUAUGUCUUCAAAUAUUACUAAUAAACGUCAUCGUCCAUUACAAAGUCAAUCAUUAACACGUUAUGAUGAUUAUCGUCGUUUACGACAAUAUCCAAAAACUUUAGAAAUUUUUAUACCAAUGGAUACAAAUGACAAUAAUACUGAAAAACAAAGUACAAUAAAACGAAGUUUUGAAUAUGAAGUUGAGAAAAAAAAACGUUCAUCUUCGGAAAAUCUUCGUCAACAACGACCUCAACAUGAUUUUGAAGUUGAACUUGAAUAUUUACGUUGUCUAGAUGAUCUAACAAAUGAAUAUGAAAAAUUAAAACGACAAAAAAAA